Molecule: messenger RNA, 4270 nt
Organism: Limulus polyphemus (Atlantic horseshoe crab)
Lineage: Eukaryota; Metazoa; Arthropoda; Merostomata; Xiphosura; Limulidae
Product: metastasis-associated protein MTA3-like
Exons: 18
Coding region: 125-2386 (753 amino acids)
Biological process (GO): negative regulation of transcription by RNA polymerase II
Cellular component (GO): NuRD complex; nucleoplasm
Molecular function (GO): transcription corepressor activity; transcription coactivator activity; histone deacetylase binding
Source: RefSeq, a predicted model, not a curated record
CUCAGAAAAUGGCGUUUUGUUGGAGUGUGAGUGAUCGGACGUAGUUAAGUGGGGGCACAUUCUAGUUUUUCAUUCAUGAGAAGCGUACUUUGUGGAUUACCACUAUUUUUAGUUUAGUGAUAUAAUGGCAGCAAAUAUGUAUAGAGUUGGAGAUUAUGUCUAUUUUGAAACCUCAUCCACGGCAUCGUAUCAAAUUCGACGAAUUGAAGAACUAAUUAAGACUCCAAAUGGAAAUGUGGAAGCCAAAGUGAUGUGUUUUUAUAGAAGAAAAGAUAUCUCAAGUUCACUGGUUCUGAUGGCUGAUAAACAUCAAAGCCUGGCGGAAAACAUGGAUGAUAAAAGUAUGCCAACCAAUUUUAUAUCUUCUUUAAAUUUUUGUGCCUUAGAUGAUGAACAGGAACAAGAAAUAGAACUACUGAGUGAAAGAGAUCGCCACCAACUAAAGCAUAGAGAACUUUUUCUGUCAAGACAGGUUGAAACCCUGCCAGCUACACACAUACGUGGAAAGUGUACAGUCACAUUGUUAAAUGAAACAGAGUCAUUGGCCUCAUACUUGAAUAAAGAAAAUAAUUCCAGUAAUGAAUAUAAAGUAAUUGGAAUUAGAUUUGUUUCUUCUGCAUUUGACCAACAACAUUUCAUAUCUCUAGGUGAAGAUGAUGGCAGGCAUUUGGAAGAUCUUGAAACCCUAGUUUACACACCUCAUCAUAACUUAUCAGACAGACAAAUAGACCAGUUUCUUAUUAUCUGUAGAUCUAUAGGUACAUUUGCUAGAGCUCUGGAUUGUUCAAGUUCUGUGAAGCAGCCAAGCCUCCACAUGAGUGCAGCAGCAGCAUCCCGUGACAUCACCCUGUUUCAUGCAAUGGACAUUCUGCACCAACACAAUUAUGAUAUUGCAAGUGCAAUCUCUAGCCUAGUCACGCCAAAAGGUCCUAUACUCUGUCGAGAUGAGAUGGAAGAGUGGUCAGCCUCUGAGGCAAAUCUCUUUGAAGAAGCACUUGAAAAAUAUGGAAAAGACUUCAUUGACAUUAGGCAAGAUUUUCUUCCAUGGAAGAGUCUUAAAAACAUAGUUGACUACUACUACAUGUGGAAAACAACAGACCGUCAUGUUCAACAGAAAAGGGUAAAAGCAGUAGAAGCUGAAAGCAAGCUCAAGCAAGUCUACAUUCCCAAUUAUAAUAACAAACCAACUCCACUAAAUGGUCCAAAUGGGGAAACCUUGGUGUCAGGAGGACGACCUUGCGAGAGCUGCUACACUUUAAGUUCUCACCAGUGGUAUGCGUGGGGCCCUCCACUUAUGCAGUGUAGGUUGUGUCAGCUAUGUUGGAGUUUCUGGAAACGAUAUGGUGGUCUUAAGUAUCCCAGCAAGCUUGAUGGUGAACUGCAGACCUCAUCCCGGAGCUCAGAUAAUGACUCCUCCUAUUCAUGCAGGGACUGUAACAAAGCAUUUAAUCGGCAAGAACGGCUGACAGCACAUAUAGCUACACACAGACCUCAUCGAUGUGGGUUUAGUAGUUGUGGGAAGGAGUUCAAGCUCAAAGCUCACCUAGCGCGACAUUGUGCCUCUGUCCAUGAUUCUGCUAUUAGAGUUGGCAGUCCAAGACCUAUAAUAAAAACACGUGUAGCAUUCUACCUGUGUACCACACCACUGACACGACUUGCUCGCCGAGUUUGUGCUUAUCUCUUACAACCACACAGUGCUGCCAGAAACCCUUUCAAAACAAUCAACGUAGUGGCCGUGAAACAAGAAUGUCAAAAUAAGUUGCUUGAAGGAUUACCAAAAAUACCAAAACCUAAACCUCGAAAUCGAGGAUCCAUUCUUGAUAUUUCUCAUCGUUUGGGAGCCCCCAACAUACCAACACCUGAGUGGCUGAUAGCUUUACCUAAAGAUAAACUUCCUCAACCUGAACGUCUGGCUUUCAUUCCACCCCCACGUGGAAAAGGUGGUCAGCUUUUGAUCCCUUGGCCACCUUAUAAAGAAGAAUGCAGGUCUGUUGGUAUCAAUAGUGUCUUGCCAACAAUUCUAAGGAAACGUGGGUAUGAACAACAAAAUGGAGUAGAUGGGCCUGCUGCUAAACACAGAGCAGUUGUAGAUUCCUCAGCAGAUGUUUACAAAAUGGCUGAUUUACCCCGAGGAACAAUUAUAACUCGUCUAAAUGGACGAGCUAAGAUGGCUACCAUCAGGUUUGGAGGAAGAAAACAGACAAUAAGUUUAGUUGAUGCUCCAGAUGAUCUCUAUUUUGUAGCCACACCAUCUACAAGAAAACUCAGAAGACAGGUGGGGAUGAAUGAAGUACGUCGUGCUGCUAGACGACCAAGUAGAAAAUUAUAUGGAAAAAUUCCACAGUAUGGAAUCCCAUCUCAUCGACAAAUUAUUGUGCAGGAAUAAUCCUGCAGUUAGAAAAUGUGGAGGUAAAGCUGUAGUGAAUGACAAAGCAAACAAGCUAAUGUUGCCUGCUUGUUGAUAAUACCCAGAGUUUGUAUGAUAAGAAUACUUUGGAAGUUAUGGACAUUCCGUGCAUAUGAGCAAUCUUUCAGUAAGUUGCAAGGGAAAGAAUAGAAAAACAAGUGGGGUAGGUGAAUGAAUAUAAACAGUGGUGUUAUCAUAGUUCCAUCAUAAAGGAAAAACUGGCAUUGCUCUGGUUUUGAAUCUGCUCAGAUAGACAAUAAAUCUAAUGAAGAGUGUUAACAAGUUUUGAUGACGUGAUGAAGAUUGUGUUGAUUACAUCUUGUCUCUCAGAGAAACUCAAAUAGUCUUCAGUAAAUAGAAGUUUAGAAAAUGUUUCUUUCAUAAUGCACAGUAUUCAGUGAAAGAUAUCCUCUGUAAAGACUAAAACCCCAUCUUUGGAACCAUUAAAUCAUCUUCAUUGGAAGAAACUAGUAUUUUCUGUUGAAUACAUGGGGAUUUUUUUUUCAUGUCAGUGCCAGGUGGGUCCAGUAUUUAUAAAAAUACCAUUACAGUGUGUUGGAGCAUGGGUAAACCUGUUGGUUUGUAAUAUCUGUUACUGUAUUUGAAUUAAAUCAAAUUUUUCUUUUCCUAACAUGUAAAUGUCACCAUACGUGUAGUGUUGAUUUGUACCUGAUAAAUUUGAAGAAGAUUUUCCACCUUUUUAUCUCUGUUCGUUCUAAGAAAAGGAUGGUUUAGAAUCUUUAUGGUAGUAUUGAACUUGAAACUAUUCUUUACUGGACUGUACUAUAUUGAGAUGUAAUUGAAAUCAUUAUAAUUACAGAACAUAAAUAUUUCAAAACUAUAACUUCCAUCCACUAGUGAAAAACUGGCAUCACAAGAAAUGUGUUCAUUUGUUUUUGUAUGUAUUAUGUUGUGCAUAUUUCAUUUGUAAUACACUUAAAAUGACUGGUUUUAUACAAGACCUACCAGUUCUUAAAGUUUUAAUUGUAACAUUAGUGAAUAAGAAAUAUCUUUUAAAUUAUUUCCCUGAUUUGGUAACCAGGAAACCUGGGUAUGAUAUUGGUAAGGAAGUUUCACACAUAUUUUUCUUUCCUUGUGUGUUAAUUAUAAAUCCUUCACUUAUAUUAAUAGUUAAUGUACUUUUCAAUGAUAAAAUUUAAAAAAAAUGUAAUUUUAUGUAUUUAUUUUCAAUGCAUGCUUUCAUUAAUACUGUUUUUAAGCCUUAGAUUUCUGUACUGGGGGUAUAUUUUAAACUCAUUUUAACUAUGCCAUGCUUAAAAUUCUUUUCACAAUUGUUAACAAUUUCUUGGCUGUAUUACAUGAUUUAUCUUUUUUUUUCCUUAUAUAAAUUACAUCCAUGGUCAGCAUUUAGUAAAGAUUAAGCUGAUUCUGGUCAGGGCUGUUUACUUUCAGAAAACCCUAUGUAAACUGAUUUACAGCUGUGUAUAACUUACAAAAAUGUUAUAUGAUAUCCGAUUACUUGUCCAUUUAGGAGUCUACCUGGUCUGCUAUUGCCCUCUUGUUUGAAUUUUGUCUAUCAUUCCUGUUUAAAGGAAUGAAAAACUGAACCAAUCAAAAGGCAUAGCACCAAAGUUGCUAAUAAGUAAUUAUUUUUCGUUUUGUGGCAUUUAAUUUACCUGAUGUUUUAGUAUCCUUUAUAAAUGAUGUAUGCUCUUUAUGACAGGGUUGUUUUUUUAGGUUCAUGUAUUGCACAAAAUUUAACGUUACCAUCAAAAGGGUUAUUUCCUUGUCCAGUUUCUACUGAGGGGAUUUAUGGUAGGCACUUGUCAAGUAUUUAUUUUGUCAAUUUGUAUAAGGCUUUUGCAGGAUGUCUCUGAUAAUAAAAAUGAUUCAACAUUCAAA